Messenger RNA from Capronia coronata CBS 617.96, 3072 nucleotides. RefSeq lists its product as uncharacterized. Gene Ontology annotation, cellular component: mitochondrial small ribosomal subunit. NCBI's taxonomy places the organism in Eukaryota, Fungi, Ascomycota, Eurotiomycetes, Chaetothyriales, Herpotrichiellaceae. Bases 1 to 3072 code for a protein of 1023 amino acids. The record is from RefSeq and is a predicted model, not a curated record. Gene Ontology annotation, molecular function: methyltransferase activity; structural constituent of ribosome. Gene Ontology annotation, biological process: translation. The transcript has a single exon.
AUGAUUCCUCGUGCAAGGCCAUCGAGCCUGUGCCACGGUCAUCGCCAGGAUGUUCAAAUCCUCCUGGAAAGGGGGUUUUGCGGCCCUGCCGUCAGUUUGAAGAGCCGACCUGCAUCCCUUCGAUGGCGGCAUGCAUACCGGCCCCGGCAGCAUGCCAGACGGUACACGCGGACGCCUUCAGUAUUCCAGGAGCGCUCCACCUCAUCAUACGAGAAGACGGAUAUCUCGCACGAAGCAGAACGACCGCUGGAUGCAGAUAUACUGCAGGACCAAUUAGACGCCUUACGAGAGCUGGAACAUGCCCUGGGUCGACCUAUCGAGCAAGCCAUUGAAGAAGAUCGAGCCCUAAGCGAGAGUAUAAGUCGCCUGAGUGUCGAAGGAAACCUUGAUCUGCAAGACAUCCCGGAAGUCCUUGCUCAGCAGGUGACAAAUUCGGUGGCAAGCCUGCGGGAGUCUGGAGCGACCCUAGAAGAGGUGGCUCGUAUGGCGAGACAAAUCCAUGGUGACAGGCUUCCUGAAUCUGUGCUCGAGGAAGAGGAAUUCAAAAUCUACAGAAGACUCUACGGCGAUCCCAUCUCCGGCGUGGAAGAAGAUGUCCUAGAACAAGUGGAUCUCGAUGGGCCGGUACCGAAUCAGCUGUUCGAUCAAGAAGGAGAGCUUGUUGAAUACGACCUGAACAGCGGUCGCUCAAGCAUAGACGAUACUGAUGGACAGGAGGAAGUUGAAGUCGACACGCAUGAGCCGAUACAGGGGAAGUUUGAUUCGACGUCUGAUGAGACGGCCAGUCUGCUUGCUUCUCCCACACACAGAGCAAUGGAGGUCGCUCGACUACUGGACGGCGAAGUGGCGGAAGACUUUGAUGAAGUCGCGGAAGAAGAAGAAGAAGAAGAAACAGAGCCCAGAUUUCACCCCUUCACCAAGCUUGCAAAAUUCGCAACCAACCCGAAAACUGUUUUCUUGUCGCAGGAAGACUUUGUGGUUCCAGUAGCCAACAUUCUGAAAGGGUUCUCCAACAAGCACUUGAAAGACACUUGUGAGAAAACCUUCGGAGGGCCUGGCCUUCCAGAUUCUCCUCUGACGCCGAGGUCUGGCCGGGCAAGGGCACAACUUCCGAUCCCGCUCGACGCCAGCCAACAUAGCAUGGGUGAGAUGGAAGCAAAUGCCUUCCUCACCACGAUUAUGCCGCCUACAUACGCCGCCAUCAUGUCUGUUCUGGUAGAAACUCGAAAACGUCUGGGAUCGACGUGGUUGAACAACAUGUUUGCCAAAGAAGGAGGGCCUCGCAUCCUCGAUGCUGGCGCAGGAGGAGCAGGCAUUCUUGCCUGGCGAGAGAUUGUCAAGGCUCAUUGGGAUUCCAUGCAUUCAUCCGAUCGUGACCCGCCCCCUGUUCCAGAGUCAAAAUCCGUCGUCCUGACAGGCUCGGAUACCCUGAGACAUCGAGCGGCCGCGCUGUUGGACAACACGACAUUCGUGCCACGACUUCCAGAUUACGUACACACACGUGAUACCCCUACACUGGAGGACGACCGUCCAGCCCAGCAACGCAAACAGUUUGAUGUGAUCAUUGCUUCGCAUUCCUUGUUCGGCCUGCGGGAAGACUGGAUGCGAAAACAGCAUGUCCAGAACCUCUGGUCCAUGCUGAGCGACAAGGGAGGCGUGUUGAUACUGAUCGAGAAAGGCGUGCCUCGCGGAUUCGAAGCGGUCGCCGGUGCUCGCGAGCUUCUUCUGGAAAAAUACAUCGCCGUACCGGAAGGGCACACGACCGGAUACAGCGCAGGUCAUGAAAGUGACGACGUUCUGACGCGGGAGACUGGCAUGAUCGUGGCGCCGUGCACCAAUCACGAGAAAUGUCCCAUGUAUCAUAUGUCGGGUCUGUCAGAAGGUCGGAAAGACUUUUGCAGUUUCCAACAACGAUAUACGCGACCCACCUACCUUCAACGAAUCCUGGGCGCCAAAGAUCGAAACCACGACGAUGUGGAUUUUUCCUACUUGUCCGUCAUGAAAGGAGACGAUCUGCGCCAACGACAGCUCAACUCUUGGAAAGGACUUGAGGAUGGCCUCUCGGCACCUUUUCACCCAGAUCCCCAACUUCUAGGCGAGGACUACAGUACGUGGAUGAAGCUCUGUCAGUCAGGCUUCGAUGAAGUCGACCCUACCAUGACCCUCGAAGACUCUGCCUCGGCGUUUGCCGACGGCAAGGCCCGUCAGAGCCUUCCCGCACCCUGGAACCUCCCCCGGCUGGUCUUCACGCCCAUGAAGCGUCGCGGCCAUGUGAUCAUGGACGUCUGCACUCCUGCCGGCAAGAUCGAGCGAUGGACGGUGCCCAAGUCCUUCAGCAAACAAGCGUACCACGACGCGCGCAAGUCGCAGUGGGGUGAUCUGUGGGCGUUGGGUGCGAAGACUCGUAUUCCACGCACCCUCCGAAUGGGCGGCCCUCACACCAAGGAGGCCAAGCGCGCCCGCGGCCGCAAGGAACGACUGCAGAACCAAGCGGCAGAUCUGAUGGAGCAGAUGGAACAAGAAAAGCUGGCGGAACUCGACGAGGAGGCGGAGUUCGAACAGGCGCUGGACAUGGAAGAUCUUGAUGGUGAAGAAGGACCGAGAUCGUCUCCAAGAAAGCAGAAGCAGAAGUCUAAAGCUGCCAAAGCGCAGAUCGACCCGUCGUCCAAGGUCAAGGAGACCGGGCAUUCCACAUCGCCCGCAUCUUCCGGUGUCGAGUCCUUUUCAUUUACGUUCGACGAGUUUGACGAGGACAAGAUCAAUCCCCUCCCGCCGUCCAAAGCGGCCAAGAACACUAUGAAAGCAGCAGCUACAGCGAGUGCUAGUAUUCCGAAAGCGUCAACGUCGCAGACGAAGAAGUCAAACCCAUCCAGAUCUGCUGCUGCGGCUGGCGUCGAGCCCGGCCAAUACCGAUACGACGACCUCGACACCAACAUGCGCGAAUGGGAAGCCGAACUCGCCGAUCCCCUGGGAUCCAUGGGCUUCCGUGCUUCUUCCAAAUCCGGUGAUAAGAAAGGCAAAAGAAAGGCCAGACGCGCUUCAACUGUCAGACGAGGUCGGUCGGGGCUUUGA